AUGGUGACGAUGCUUACCUGCAAUUCCGUCGAGUUUCCGAUCUUUGAAACGUGCAGCUCAUACCGUAAGCUGCAAAGGGUGAUGACGUACGUGCUGCGCUUCACGGCCAACUGCAGAAAGAAAAAUCCGGCGGAACGAGUUCGCCAGCGCUACCUGACCAUCCCGGAGUUGCGGGCGGUGCAGGACGUGAUUGUGAUGGUGAUCCAGCACGGUGCACUGUCCAAGGACAUCCAGCAAGUUGCCGAGAACGAUGCCGCUGGACGCAUCCAAGGUUUGACCCCGUUCCUGGACAAGGGCCUGCUACGACAUCGUGUUACCAACCUGAUCUUUCGAGCGUACCACGAAGAGCACCUGCACGCGGGGCCAUCGGCCUUGCUUGCGACGCUGAGGAGGCGGUUCUGGCUGAUCGAUGGACGGUCGACAGUCCGGAGCGUUACAAGGAGCUGCGUGACGUGCUUCCGCGCGAAGCCUCGCGGCUCGAGCCAACUGAUGGGACGGUUGCCGUCCUGCUGUGUGACGCAAGCCCUCCCGUUUGAAGAAGUCGGCGUAGAUUACGCCGGGCCCAUUUUCGUCAAGGUAGGAACCCGGAAGCCGCAGCUCGUGAAGGCCUAG
Culex quinquefasciatus (southern house mosquito) is the source of this 612-nucleotide messenger RNA. RefSeq lists its product as uncharacterized. NCBI's taxonomy places the organism in Eukaryota, Metazoa, Arthropoda, Insecta, Diptera, Culicidae. The transcript has 2 exons. The coding region runs from base 1 to 612 and encodes 203 amino acids. The record is from RefSeq and is a predicted model, not a curated record.